UCUACGUCGUCCCUACCCUCUCACCCACUAUUAUAAAAUUAAAGCGAUGUCUACAAAGGUUAUCAUCGUCGGUGGUGGGCUUGCUGGUCUAUCAGCAGCACACACUCUCCUCGAGCGCGGUGCCAACGUCCUCCUGCUCGACAAGCAGGGGUUCAUGGGUGGGAACUCUACCAAAGCCACUUCGGGAAUCAACGGUGCCGGUACACGCGCACAGCAGGAACUCGGCAUCCCCGACAACGCCAAGAUCUUCUUCGAUGAUACCAAGAAGUCUGCGCGUGAGCUCGCAAGGGACGACCUGAUCAAGGUACUUACUGGCAAGUCUGGCGAGGCCGUCAACUGGCUCGAGGACAGGUUCGGUCUCGACCUUUCUCAGGUCGCGCGGCUUGGCGGUCACUCUCAGCCUCGUACGCACCGUGGUGGUGCCCAGUUCCCCGGUAUGGUUAUCACCUACGCCCAAAUGGAGCGUCUGGAAGACCUCGCCGUGUCCAUCCCUGACCGUGUCAAGAUCCUCAAAAAGGCACGUGUGACCAAGCUCGUACAACAGGGUGGCAAAGUCGUGGGUGUUGAGUAUACACACGACGGCCAGACGCACACCGAGUACGGGCCCGUUAUCCUCGCUACUGGUGGGUAUGCGGCCGAUUUCACCGAAGACUCGCUCUUGAAGAAGUACCGCCCCGAGUUCUUGCACUUGCCUACCACGAACGGCGACCAUUGUACCGGUGACGGGCAGAAGAUGGCUAUGGCGAUCGGAGCGGAGGGUGUCGACCUCGAGAAGGUCCAGGUGCACCCGACAGGGUUGGUAGACCCCAAGGACCCAGAUGCUAAGGUCAAGUUCCUGGCUGCUGAGGCUCUCCGCGGUGUCGGCGGUCUGCUACUUGACAACACCGGCUCCCGCUUCGUCGACGAAUUGCAGCAUCGUGAUUUCGUAACAGGCAAGAUGUGGGAGAACGGCAAGUUCCCCAUCCGUCUUGUGCUCAACGGCGAGGCGAGCAAGCAGAUCGAGUGGCAUUGCAAGCACUAUGUCGGCCGUGGGCUGAUGAAGCGCUACGAGAGCGGCGAGGCGCUCGCCAAGGACAUGGGGCUCAGGCCUGAGGUGCUCAAGAAGACGUUCGACGAGUACAACAAGAUUGCCGAGGCCAAGAAGGAUCCUUUCGGAAAGAAGUUCUUCGCGGGCGGCAAGUGGUCCAUGAACGAUUAUUUCAACGUCGCCCUCAUGACCCCUGUGCUGCAUUACACUAUGGGUGGCCUUGGGAUCGACGACCACUCCCGUGUGCUGAACAAGGCGCAAGAGGUCAUCCCCGGUCUCUUCGCGGCUGGUGAGGUUGCUGGAGGUGUCCACGGUGCCAACCGUCUUGGUGGUUCCUCCCUGCUUGGCUGCGUCGUCUUCGGCCGUGUAGCAGGGGAUGCCGCCGCCGCCUACCUCCUGCAGAACGCGUCCAGCAAGGCUACGGAACGUCUUGGUGCCGUCGCUAGCCACCUGCUCGAGACUCGCGUCCGGAUCAACCCCAACGACAAGCAGGUCACCCUCACUUUCGCCUGGGACGGCGACUCCGCUCCUUCCACUUCUGCCUCGGCUCCUGCUCCUGCUCCUCCCGCCACCUCCGCCCCUGCGCGGCAAGGCGAGUCCCUAGCUGCGCCAGAACCCGAGAAGCGCGAAGCCCCUAAGACCGAGUCCGCCUCUGCGAGCCAUUCCGGCGCCUACUCCGCCGCCGAAGUCGCCAAGCACAACAAGAAAGACGACUGCUGGGUGAUCAUCAACGGGCAAGUACUUGACGUGACUAAGUUCCUCCCUGACCAUCCUGGUGGAGAGAAGGCGAUCUUGCUCUAUGCCGGGAGGGACGCGACGGAGGAGUUCAACAUGCUUCAUGAUCCCAAGGUCAUCCAGCGGUACGCGCCGGACACUGUCAUCGGGGACCAUAAGGAGUAGAAGGUCCGCUGACAAUCCGGAAAAUUGUCAGAGGGGACGCUGCUCCGGGCGCAUGACGAUCGCCCUUGCUUGGAUGUAGGACUCGACUGCUCGCUCAUGGUUUGCUCACACAACAAUGUCUAUGCUGUUAUUCAUGUUAUUCUUCUGCACAAGCUGUGUAUAGGCCAGACAAAUAUAUAUAUAUCC
Messenger RNA from Dacryopinax primogenitus, 2113 nucleotides. RefSeq names its product fumarate reductase. The record is from RefSeq and is a predicted model, not a curated record. NCBI's taxonomy places the organism in Eukaryota, Fungi, Basidiomycota, Dacrymycetes, Dacrymycetales, Dacrymycetaceae. The transcript has 3 exons. Bases 47 to 1927 code for a protein of 626 amino acids. Gene Ontology annotation, molecular function: heme binding; oxidoreductase activity; FMN binding.